AAUGGCCAUAGGAGUUGGCAUGACUGCAGAAACAUCUGGGGCCAGGAGACCUGAUUCCAGAGACAGCAUGAAAAUACAAGCUAGAUAAUGUAAUUGCAUGUACUCUCUACCUGCAUGUAGGCUACAUGGUAUAGUCCACACCUAACAGUAACUCCUUAUCUCUGUGUAUUAAUAAGUGAUGAAUUGGGAGUGAGUCAACAUGGUGACUGGCUGUAUUUUUUUUCUAAGUUUUACUUCCCUCCCUUUGAGAAGUCCACUAGUGGUCACGUGUGCUUUUGGUUGUAGUGCUGUUGGUUUAAUCACGAAUUAGAAUUGAACUUUGUCAGUUACUGUUGAGGCUAGGGGAGAGAGGAGAGAAUAGGAAGUUAAAAUUAUUUAACAUUUUUUUGGAGGGCGAACUUCAACUUUAAAUUAGUUACAGAGAGCCUAUCGGUGUAGAGGGGUGGUUGCUGUUGACAAAAUAGGUUUAAGCUUGAAUCGCUGGUUAAAGAGAAAGUUAAAAUGACUCGCGCUAAGAGGAUAUACGUAAAUGCUUCUUGGCACCAAGUCGACUGACUACAGAGACAAGUAUUGAAGGUCCAAUGCGCAAUGGAGACAAGCAUUUCCUUGUUUAAUGCUAUCCAAAAUACUUAUCUAAAUUGAGGAAACGAGAAAAGGCAACUAAGUCAGGCAACAUGUAUAACGGCACCAGCAUCAGAGAGCCGACAGACAACUCGGUGACACAUUUCCAACCCCUGCAAGACGGAGGCGCAUUGGAGUCUGGAUCUGAACAAACUAAUAAUGGGCAAGAUUCCCAUGUCAAGCAAUCUGGACAGGCCAACGUCUUGGACCGUUUGUCUAGAGCUGGUGUACGGGCAUUCCCUGCCAGUGUCACUACUUAUGCUUCGGCACGCAGAUCAAGACUGCAGAGACAGCCAGUGGUGUGUGACACCAACAAUAGCUCAUCAGAGAGAGGCUCGCUCACACCCGCCAUGCGUAAAAUAUAUUUGAAGGACUUAUUUUUGAACUCGUCCGGUGGAUUUGCAAGUGUUCGAUCUUCGACAGGUUCCGGUGCGUCUUCAAGGGAGAUUGGUGAGGAGGUGGUGGAAGGUUGGGCUCUGUGCCCCAUGGAGCAUGCAUGGAUGUUGUCUGUUGUAGAUGGAAACUAUGAAACCAUCGUGGACUUUCUUUCCGAAGAUUCUAGUCUACUAACCAGGAAAGAUUUUGUCAGUGGGUUUACAGUGCUACACUGGUUAGCCAAAAGUGGCCAGGAUGAGACACUAAUACAAUUGCUAAGGCAUGCUGAAAAUGAGGGGAUUCCAGUCAACGUGAAUUUGAAGGGCAGUGGGGGGCUCACCCCACUCCACGUAGCAGCUAUGCACAGUCGAUACAUGGUAAUUAAAAUUCUAGUCGGUGCGUUCGGUGCCAAUAUCGAUGCCAUGGAUUACAAUGGAAGGAAAGCUUGGCAAUAUCUGAAGGGCAACGCUCCUGAGGAGAUGAAGGAGCUUCUUGGCACUUGGGAUGAUGAGCACCGUAGCGUGGGUCAGCAGAACACUAACAACAGUGCCACACUAGUGCCCAAGUCAGAAUUGAGUGAUGAGGAGAGAGACGAUCCAGUCUACUUUGAUCGGACUCGAAGGAAUGGCAGCUGGCGCGGCUCAUUUAAAAAGUUGUUGGCUCCAUUCUUGUCAUUUGUGAACAAAAAUUAAAGGUCAGAUGGCCACAUGUUUUCCCACGCGAAACCAAGCGUUUUCAUCACGACUCAUUGAGCAUCGUUUGUAAAGACAUUUACGCACCCCAAGGCUUGGCGAAAAAAAGAUUAUGGGUUGCAGUGGAACAGUUUUACGUUCAUCUUCAGAAUGUUCUGUAUUCAACAAUAUUGACAUUAAAUACACUUCUAUUUGAAGGCAUUCGCGCGUGCUCUUGUUUUCUAAGAGUUGUCAACACUAAUUUUGACACUUCCUGCAAAUUGUGUAAGCAUAGGUAUAGCAAUUGCUACAGAACCAGAUACAUGUUAUAUUCUCAAAUACAGCCUAUCAUUCUAAAAAUUGUAAAGUAACAAUUCUGCUUAGGAUUUUAUGGUCAUUAUAAAAACGAAAACUAGUCUUCGCUUCAAUUACACACUGGUUUAUUUGGAUUGAACAUUUUAGACUUGCGCCCAUGUAAACCCGUUCCUAAAUAAACUUUCAAUAGUAAUGUUUCUGUUUAAGUCCGAAUCACUGAUCAAUGCAUAAGCCUCAUUUAAGUGUAGUGCAUUUGUAGGUUUUUUAGUGGACAAACAUCAUUGCGCCGGCAGAAAGGGCACCAUUCUCCCCCUGGUGGCUAAAAGUAGAAUAAUCUUACCAUUCCAUAUUUCACAUUUUGGUUUGAGCAAACAAUUCUGAAGUGACAGGGUCACUAGCCCGUUAUUUAGUAAACUUAUCAUAUGCCCUGUGACCCUAGAGUGUAAUGCCUUUAUCAGAUGUAGAGCUUUGCACUAAUGCCCACGCUACAAAAAUAGGUAACACCAAUGAAACAUGGCUGGCAAAUAUUGGGUAAGCGACAUUAACUGGAAGCUUUCUACAUUUUCAUACAAGCAUUUCCUGAGUGAAGGAUGUAUUGCAGUUUCCCCAAACUCAGUCCCGAGGACCCUCGAUGGAGCACAAUUUUUUUUUUUGUCCCAACUAAUCAUGAAGCUUUGAGUCAGCAGUUUGGUGCUAUGACAAAACUAUAUGUGCACCCCUUGGGGUCUGCAGGACAGUUUGGGAAACACUGAUUUAUUGAGUUUUGAAAACACUCACAUGGCACAACCAAAUCUAAUUUAUCACAAAUCUUUAAUUGUCAAACACAAGCAUAACCAGAGUAUCUGUACAAAAAGACCACUGUUCCAGAUAGUAUGGCUUCCCCUCCAGAUCAGGGCCCAGCAGGUAGAAGAUGCUGGAGAUCUGAAGACCUGUGCAUUUACAAGCCCAACUUGGUCCU
Oncorhynchus mykiss (rainbow trout) is the source of this 2940-nucleotide messenger RNA. RefSeq names its product sosondowah ankyrin repeat domain family d (gene sowahd). Gene Ontology annotation, molecular function: protein binding. NCBI's taxonomy places the organism in Eukaryota, Metazoa, Chordata, Actinopteri, Salmoniformes, Salmonidae. The record is from RefSeq and is a predicted model, not a curated record.